Sabethes cyaneus is the source of this 744-nucleotide messenger RNA. RefSeq lists its product as uncharacterized. NCBI's taxonomy places the organism in Eukaryota, Metazoa, Arthropoda, Insecta, Diptera, Culicidae. Bases 89 to 619 code for a protein of 176 amino acids. The transcript is spliced from 4 exons. The record is from RefSeq and is a predicted model, not a curated record.
AUCGAAUUUCGCUAGCUGUGCGCCUGAAGUUUUAGUUUAGUUUAGUUCUUAACUGCUCAAAAAAGAUUUCAAAUAGUCUGUAGUCAGAAUGUUCGGAAAAAAUUCUUUGCUGUUGGGAAAAGUUUUCCUGCUGGUGACUGUGAUUGGAGUUGUUAUUGCAUGCAAUGGCGGUUACAAGGUCAAGGUGCGAAAGAUUCAGAACUGUGCCGGCUCGGAUGCGGUCAUCACGGCCAACGAAAACUACACGGUGGUGCUGACGAAGAACUGCGACAUCAAGUCCCGCGGGUGCGUGCAGUUCAAAUCGUUCAAGACGGCCGUCGCGAAGUACAAGGUCCGCAAGGAUGGUAUGUUGAUGCUGCAGGGUAGUUUGGACCUGUGCGACCAGCUAGCGAUCGGCAACCAGGACGCCACGAUCGGUCCGAUGCUACGGACGUUCAAUCUGCCGGAGAAGUGUCCGGUCGAGGGGGGAACUCUGUGCACCGAUCCGUCACAGACGAUCAAUAUUGCGCCGUUUGCACAGUUCCUCGCACUGGCACAGGGAACGAUUGACGUUGAAACCGAGAUUCAACACGACACGGGCAGAAGUUGCUUCCGAGUCAGGUUCGAAGUCACAAAGUGAUCGUCGUGCAGGUUACGUCUGAUGGAAUCAAUUAAAAUAAUAGCUAUGUGUACCUAAUAAACUGUGGCUGGCGGGUGUUAAAAAGAAUAUGAAUUGUUACCUCAUACAAUACACGAUAUGUCUGA